Rhagoletis pomonella (apple maggot) is the source of this 1812-nucleotide messenger RNA. RefSeq lists its product as uncharacterized. NCBI's taxonomy places the organism in Eukaryota, Metazoa, Arthropoda, Insecta, Diptera, Tephritidae. The record is from RefSeq and is a predicted model, not a curated record. The transcript has 7 exons. Gene Ontology annotation, biological process: proteolysis. The coding region runs from base 1 to 1812 and encodes 603 amino acids. Gene Ontology annotation, molecular function: serine-type endopeptidase activity.
AUGGAUUUUCAAGGACUUUUCUGGUUUUUAUUCUAUUUCUGUGUGUCAUUUCAUGUGGCGCAAAAUACAAUGCUUGGCCACUUGAGUAAUCCACUUGAUAAUCAACACAAGAAUACGCCGAAAAUAAUCAAUGGCACUGAGGCGAAAUGGGAGGGGACGCGACAUCAGGUGUCGGUACGUUUGGCCGCAAGUGAUUGGUUCUUUGGCGCUGGUCACAUAUGCGGCGGUUCACUUAUCGCACCCAGAACCGUACUCACGGCCGGUCAUUGCAUAUGGAGUGCCGGCGCAAAACGUUUUCGCAAUGCCAGCGCUUACUCUGUGGUAAUGGGAAAUUUGAAUCGUUAUCAGCGUGAUGCAAAUACUUUGAUUUUUGGUGUGACUAAGAUUUCUGUGCAUCGCAACUUCAAUGCGUCCACAUACGAAGCUGACGUGGCACUGUUGCAUUUGAACGCUAGCGUACCGACAGAUUUCAAACGCGCCUACUCAAUACCACUAAACGACGAGCGAAAUAUAACUGCUGGCAGCAUCUGUCAAGUGUCCGGUUGGGGUAGAACCGAAGAUGGUGGUUUUGCACCGCAAUUGAUGGUGGUUGAUGUGGCCAUUGUGAAUAGAAGUCAGUGCGCUAUUAAUUACGGUGAAUUCAUACAAGACGGCAUGAUUUGUGCAGGUUACAUGGCUGGUGGACGCGAUGCUUGUGUUGGCGAUUCUGGCGGCCCAUUGGCAUGCGAUGGCAAGCUGGUGGGUGUAGUGUCGUUUGGUGUGGGCUGUGCGCAACCCGGCUAUCCUGGCGUGUAUGCUGAUGUGGCCAGCUACGCAGAGUGGAUACACAAUGAAACGAAGUUAGUGGAUGAUGUCGAAGGUCACGGUGAUGAUGGUGUCUACGGUGAUGCUGGUUUGGGUGAUGAUGGCAAUGCUGGUUCUUUGCCGAUUAGCUACGGCGGUGUUGUUGGGACGGCAGAACCAAGCGAUCACCAAGUCUCUUAUGAACACAAUGGCCGCAUUAUCAAUGGCACCUUGGCACAAUUCAAUGCCACGCAACAUCAGGUCUCAAUACGAUCAAAGCGCAAUGAUGGUUACUUUUUUGGCACAGGUCAUCUUUGUGGUGGUUCGUUGAUUAGAUCCGACGUAGUGCUUACGGCAGCGCAUUGUUUUGUCAAUUAUGAUAUCAACAAUGGCACGUUCCGUCCAGAAACGGAUUUCAUUGUGGUUAUGGGCAAUUUGGAUCGCUACGAGCGCAACAACUAUACACUUGUUUUUGAAGUGAAGGAAAUCAUUUUAAAUAUCAGCGUUUUUAAUUUAACCACCUAUGAGUCCGACAUUGCGUUGGUGUUCCUGAAUGAUUCAGUACCAGCGAACUACACUAGAGCUCAGACAAUUGACAUAACUACUCGACCAGUGGCUACGGGCACUGUUUGUCAGGUGACUGGUUGGGGUCAAACUGAAGAUGGUUACUUGUCCGACUAUUUGAUGACGGUGGAUGUGCCCAUCAUAGACUUCAAUGUUUGUGCGAACAAUAUGAGUUUCGGCGCGGGUUUGAUUCGUGAAGGUAUGUUAUGCGCUGGCUAUUCGGAGGGCGAGCGGGAUGCCUGCGGUGGUGAUUCUGGUGGUCCACUUGUUUGUAAUCGAGAAUUGGCUGGCAUUGUGUCGUGGGGUAUUGGUUGUGCUGAACCGCUACUACCAGGCGUUUACACAAAUGUUUCCUACUGGUCGAAUUGGAUAGAGUCACGUCUUAAUGGUGCACCAAGCUCCAGCCAAAUUUCGGGUCUUAUCGUGUUUCUAACUGUAUUUGGGCAUUUAUUUAUGAAUAGAUAA